This is a messenger RNA of Ambispora leptoticha, 1290 nucleotides long. Lineage: Eukaryota; Fungi; Glomeromycota; Glomeromycetes; Archaeosporales; Ambisporaceae. The record is from the annotation of a GenBank genome assembly.
AUGAUCCGAUACGCAAGUCCAUUAACGCAAGUCAUUAUAGUUGCUUUGGUACUCUUCUUAACCUCUGGCAUGUUUAACGCAUUAAAUGGAAUGGGCGGUGGUGGUCAAGUAAAUACAGAAGUUGCAUCGAAUGCAAAUGUAGCAUUAUAUACACUUUUUUCAGUCGGAGGUUUCGUCGCGGGAGGAAUUGUAAAUAUCAUUGGACCAAGAAUAGCAAUGGCUAUAGGCGCUAGUGCUUAUGCAUUGUAUGCUGGUUCUUUAUUGAGUUAUAAUCACAAUCAAAACAGUGGUGCAGCAUUGGUAUGGACAGGACAAGGUGCAAUCCUUACCUCAUAUCCUUCCGAACAGAAUAAAGGAAAAUAUAUUGGAAUUUUCUGGGCAAUAUUCAACACGGGAGCUGUUCUAGGUUCCAUUCUUCCGCUGGCUUUAAACUGGCAUUCAACAGCUGGAUCCGUCAAUGACGGGACUUAUAUUGGUUUCCUUAUUUUGAUGAUUUUUGGUUCUUUUUCGGCCCUUGCACUUCUUCCACCAAGCAGAGUGUUUCAUAAGGAUGGACAUCCGGUACAAGUUGAAAAAUUUCCAACAUGGAAAACUGAAACCAUUGAAAUAGCUAAAUUGCUUUUGGAUUGGCGGAUGAUUGCUUUAACGCCAAUGUUUUUGGCUAGUAAUUGGUUUUAUGCUUACCAGUUUAACGACGUAAACGCAGCCUACUUCGACGUGCGAACACGUGCUUUUAACAAUUUAUGGUACUGGUUUUGUCAAAUUAUUGGCGCCACAGCGUUCGGAAUAUUUCUCGAUACCGCAUUUCUAACGCGUCCCAAGCGAGCUCUUUACGGACUUGGCAUAAUAUUUGUAUUUACCACAGCGACUUGGAUAGGAGGUCUUAUAUUCCAAUUGAAAUAUAAAAGAGGCGAUAAAAUAGAUAGAGAUCUUUUUGAUUCUGGAUAUGGUGGCGAGCUGCUUUUAUAUAUGGUUUAUGGAUUGAAUGACGCGAUGUAUCAGUGUUAUGCAUAUUGGAUCAUGGGUGCAUUAACUAAUGAUACGAGUAAAUUAUCGCGAUAUAAUGGCUUUUAUAAAGCAGUGCAGUCGGCAGGUGCAGCAAUAUCAUGGCGAAUUGACGCUGUGGGGACUGCAUAUCUCACACAACUGCUAAUAUGUUGGGCGCUGCUUACUGUAUCCAUACCUAGUAUGUUUGCUGUUAUUAUAACUGUUAAAAACACGAAUUAUAAUUUGGAAGAAGUUGAUAACGAGGUGGUGUUAGUUGAACAGAAAAAGUACGAAAUGGGUUGA